GUUGGUGUAACCACGCCAUUCCCGACAUCAGAAGUAAAAUUCUCCCCUCCAAAAUCGGCACCAUCUGUCGCCAUCCUCACUCUAGAUCCUAGCCUACUAGUACUACUAGUACUCCUCCUACAAACUAGGCCGGCCUAGCUCUUACACCGCACCGGGCUCGGUUUUGUUGAUUAAUUGUCACUGGUUGCUUCCUUAGAAAACCUGUUUAAAUUCCGUAGGACACCAGCGAAUCCUGACCUUUGACACAAUUCAAGAUGGCGACCUCCAUGCCAGAACCGAUUUUUUUAUUUGGUGAAUCGUAGAUUUUGAAGGUUUCAAGUGAAUUGUCCAGCUUCAGAAAUCAGCAGACAUUGGUUAACACAUGACAUAGAUGAUUUAGACUACAUUAGGAUUUAGAAAAGAAAAAAAAGAAGAAAUUAAGAAGACAGUAUUUUUGUUAACUGUUCUCACCACAAGUGAACACACACACAUAAAACAAAAACUUCAGCGAAGAUUUCCUGCUGGAACAUUGAUCAAAGAAAUCAACACCAAAGAUGACGACAGCGGCAAGACCAACCUUUGACCCGGCCAGGGGAGGUCGGGGCAAAGGUGAGGGUGGUGACCUUAGCGCUAUGUCCAAGCAGUACUCCAGUCGAGAUCUGCCUGCCCACACCAAACUCAAGUACAGGCAAAGCGGGCAGGAAACAGUGGACGAAGUGAGCCGUCGCGACAUGCGCAAAGAGCUGGAGGAGAGGGAACGAGCCGCGGCCAGAGAGAAGAGGGGAGAUCGGGGCAACAGGGAAUCAUCCAGCAACAGCAGCAGUAGUAGCAGCGCCAAAAGACCUCGCAUUGAGCAGAUCCCAGCGGCUAAUUUGGACGCUGACGAUCCGAUCGAUAAAGAUGACGAUGAUGAUAGUGACGACUCGGAUAGUGAUGAUGACACCGCUGAUCUCCUUGCUGAACUCAACAAGAUUAAGAAAGAGCGAGCCUUAGAACAGACCCGAAAGGAACAAGAAAAGAAACUUGAAGAGGAGAAGAUCCGAACGGAGAACAUUUUGAGUGGCAACCCGCUGAUGGCGAAUUCCAACAAGAGUGACUUCAAAGUCUCCAAAAGAUGGGAUGACGAUGUUGUUUUCAAGAACUGCGCGAGAGGUGAGGACGACAAGAAGGAAAAACCAUUCAUCAACGAUACGCUUCGUUCUGAAUUCCACAAGAGAUUCAUGGACAAGUACAUCCACUGACAGGGCCAAUCCAAUCUGUUCUAUAAAUCUUUAAGGUGCAUUUUUUUUGGGGGGGGGUGGGGUUGGGUGGUCAGGGCCCGCAUUUAAUGGGAGUGGAUCUGUAGUUUUUGUCCAGUACCAUCUCACACUGGACUGUUAAGCAUUUAGUCAUAAGCCCCGCCCAUCUUUGGUUUAUGUAGAUUUCUCAGAGUGCUUGUGACCAAUUGUGACCAAUUGUGACUGAGCUACCUCGGUCACGUGACCAAGUCUUGAUGUCAUUGGUCAAUGGGAACUAUUUGAUUGGCGGCCAGGAAGGGUCCGUUUGGGUUGUCAAAGGUAGGGUAGAUCAUUUGUCAUUUGUGCAUUUUUUUCGUUUGAAGCAAUAAUGUGCGCAAAAUCUAAAGACGGGUGCUGGACAACUAACCUGAUGAAGUUUUAGCUGUGUGAAUGCUGUAUAUUCCGAGAAAACAAUAUUCUAGGAUCUCGGUUUCAAUUCAAAAGUUGCCGAGUCAUGUUUUGAAUUGCGCCCGAAAUUGGCAUUCGAGACACAUUCUCAUUCAGCCGAUUCCAGCUAAGCGAUGUCAAGCACUGCCCUGACGAAUAGUAGCAACUGUGCGCGCAUGUGCGUCGUGUCAACGAUUGUGCACACCCGUUCAAGGAGUCGCCCAAGUACAACCCAACUACUAAUGGAAAUUUCCAACGAUGGGUCUGUAGACGCAUCGUUGGAAAGGCCUUCUUUCAUUGUUUAGUGCCACUACUAUCUUUAAACCAAGUAUGCUUUUCAACAAUAAUUUGGUCAGUUACUUUUUAAGUCUUAAACUGUCAAUAUUUGUCGAUAUUUUCUGUGGAAUGGUUAAAUAAUUCUACUUUUUAGAUCAUUCCUAAAAACAGUGUUUGUAUUUCUUCAGAUUUUUUUCCUAGGUAGUGAGUAGAUUACUGUAACAUGUUUGUCGUCUUGUGAUAUUUUUUGUUUUUGUUUUGUUUGUUAUUUGUGACCAAGCUGGAUGUGUCAAUGUGUGUAAAUACAACAGUAUUUCAAGUA
Molecule: messenger RNA, 2241 nt
Organism: Patiria miniata (bat star)
Lineage: Eukaryota; Metazoa; Echinodermata; Asteroidea; Valvatida; Asterinidae
Gene: cwc15
Product: protein CWC15 homolog
Exons: 7
Coding region: 534-1220 (228 amino acids)
Biological process (GO): mRNA cis splicing, via spliceosome
Cellular component (GO): catalytic step 2 spliceosome
Molecular function (GO): RNA binding
Source: RefSeq, a predicted model, not a curated record